This is a messenger RNA of Perca fluviatilis (European perch), 5406 nucleotides long. It is a transcript of the gene lrtm2a, whose product is annotated as leucine-rich repeats and transmembrane domains 2a. Gene Ontology annotation, molecular function: protein binding. The record is from RefSeq and is a predicted model, not a curated record. The transcript is spliced from 7 exons. Lineage: Eukaryota; Metazoa; Chordata; Actinopteri; Perciformes; Percidae. The coding region runs from base 701 to 1924 and encodes 407 amino acids. Gene Ontology annotation, cellular component: plasma membrane.
CACACUCCGACGCGUGGUGAGUGCAGGAAUCACAAACAUAGCGACACACAGAAGGGCAAGCGCGUGACGCCAGCAACCUAACACUGUUGUCUCAUUCUCUCUCUCUCUGUCUCUCUCUCACACACACACUCACGCCUCUCAGACGCACACGGCAGCGCGCAAGCCAGUGAACAGGACGGCGCUGGAUGUGUCAUUCAUAUAGGGAAUAGAUCCGAAGAAAAGGAUUAACUAUCUACAUCCCUCUCCCUCUGCGGACCUCAUCCUCUCUUCCCUCCUCUUGUGUCUCUAAGCCUCUCUUCACCUCAUUUGUUUUUCCACAAUCCCUCCUUUUUCACAAUUUAUUGGUGGGUUGAAGGGAUGCUGGGGGAAUUGUCUCCAUACAGAAAGGAGGAUUAUUCUUACAUUAUUCCUUUGACCGUGAUCUUGAAUACAUGGAUUUCUUUAACUGAAGGGGUAACAGGUUUUCUUUUUUGAGAUUUUUGAGAUUUUUUUAUUUAUUAAUUUUUAAUUUAAGGAUAUUUUUGCUGAGGAUGGCUCUUGGGAGAAAGCUAUAAGGCUGGUGCAGUCUGAGAUAUUUGGUCAAAAGGUGUUUUGGUGUAGCUUUUCGCAGUCACCGCCCUAGUGGAGGCUGCAGGCAUGGUGGCUUGACGCCCCCAUAGCCCCGCCCCUCUGACAGAGGAAGGCUGCAGAGCUCUGUGUCAUGCCCCCCCACACCCACCCCCCUGGGGGCAUCGGCCUGCCCUCACCCAGCUCUACCACCCACCACCUGGCCAGACCUGUCUUCCUCUGUGUCCUCUGCCUCGUGGCGACACUGCUGCCCGCAGCCUCCGCCUGCCCUCCUCCCUGUCUCUGCGACUCAGACAGCCUGGUGGUGGACUGCGGGGGCCGGGGUCUCUCCUCCCUCCCGCCCCUUCACCUCCUUCCUCCAUGGAGCCGCUCCCUCCUGCUAACCAACAACAAGUUUGCCUCGCUGGGAGCCUCUGCCUUCGCUAACCUCUCCUCUCUGGAGGAGCUGGACCUCUCUAAUAACUACCUGGAUAAUUUGCCAGCUGGAUUAUUCAGAGACAUGUCCAACCUGACAAGACUGACUCUGCACAACAACUCACUAACUGUAAUGGACAGAGACCUCUUCCAGGGUUUGGGGGGUCUUCAGAGUCUGGAUUUAUCCCUGAAUGGCCUGUCCUCUGUUCCUCUGGGGCUACUGGAUGAGCUGCAGAGCCUCAGGUGGCUGUCUCUAGCGGGUAACAGACUUCAUGGUUUGGAGAGGGCAGCGUUUGAGCCGCUUGCAAACCUACGACACCUGGAACUGGGACACAACCCCUGGGAAUGUGACUGCAACCUCCGCGAUUUUAAACACUGGAUGGAGUGGCUGCUGUACAGAGGGGGGAAGGUGGACGCGGUGGAGUGCACACUACCGAAGGAUCUGCGUGGGCGAGACAUCCGCGGCGUUCCGGUGGAAAUGUUCAACUACUGCCUCCAACUUGAAGAUGAGAAUGGGGGAGGAGGUGAGGGUUCCCGUUCUGGACAAGGAGGCGUUCCUCCCUGCAGCAGGAACGCUCUUAACCCCAGUGGGGCAACACCAAUUUCUGACAACAGCAACACUGGUCAUGACUCCUCUUCAAACAUGGGAGGUGGAGGAGGAGGAGGAGGUGGUGGAGGCGGAGAGGCAACUCCGGAUUGUGUCCGUGCCCGUUACCGACCCGUGAGCGUGCGCCGCGCCAUCGGCACAGUUGUGAUUGCCGGAGUGGUGUGCGGCAUCGUUUGCAUCAUGAUGGUUGCAGCCGCGUGUUACGGCUGCAUCUACGCCUCGCUGAUGGCCAAGUAUCAGAGAGAGCUUAAGAAGAGGCAGCCACUGAUGGGAGACGGAGACGGAGACGCAGACGGGGAGGAUAGGGAAGAGAAACAGAUCUCAUCUGUGGCCUAGAGGAGUGAAGGGAUGGGGGGGGGGUUGCCAUGUCAAAGGGUAAAGGUUGGAAGGGGUGAAAAUUAAAAAGGGCUCGAGGAGGAGAGAGAUGGAAGAGCUUGUUUUAUGCACACAGUCAGUUAUGGUAUCUCUCCCUCUGACUCUCAAACUGACACCUUUCUCCCACUUUGUCUUCCUUUCUUUGCCCUCUUUCUAUUUUUAACCUUCUUCCUCUGUCCCUCUCUCUAACACCUCACAUACAAAUACUUUAUCUGUUCCCUGAUUCUCUCUUCCAUUUGGAGCCAUUCUCACUGCAGUAUUUGAUACUAAUCAUCCCUCCAAAUCGCCCAUCAACCACCUACAGUACUGCAGGUUUUGGCUGCUGCUGAAUUCACGAUUAAAUUAGCUGAGAGAAAAAUGAUUUGGUACUCUCUGCAGUAUGAAACAUAUCAUAAGCUGUUACAAGACACUUGUGGUGUACGUUGGUCAUUAUUAGUAAAACUGGAUCAAAUUUUCAGGGAUUUACAGUAUGUAUGGUGUCGAUUGGACCAAUAUUCACAGUUGUAGUAUUAGGAAGUGCACAGCUCUAGUGUGGUUUGCAUCUUUCUCCUCCUCAUCCUCUCCAAUGCAAGUAGUUCCUCCAAAAACCAGGACCCCACCCAGAUCCCUUCACCCUCAUCUGGCCUAAUGCUCCUCUGAUGUUCCCUUGGACCUCCAAGUCCCAAAGAAACAACCAGGGUUGGAAAGCUUGGGGUAAUUAGGGAAGCAUAAUGGAUAAACACAACGAGAUGUCAUUUAUGUAGUCAACACACCUCUCUAGCACUUUGUGUUGCAGAGAGAAUACUGGGGAUACAUACAGAUUAUAUGUUAAUAGAGUCUCGUGUCUCCUGAGACUUGUUAUGGAUGUUUAAUACGGAACAGGAAACCAUUUGGAUUGACAAAAUGAUCAUUCAUGGAAGGCUAGACCUUUCAAAUACAAGAGGUCAGAAACAACAGUUAGAUAUUCUACCUUAUUAGGACCAGAUCUGUUUCUCUCUGGAUCUUCUCUGGACCAAUAACAUCCUCCAGGUGUCACAGACUGGAGCUGUGUAUACGAUUCAAUCAUUUCAAAGUGGAACAAACCAUUUUAACUGGAAUUUGCUUGGAAUACUUGCUUACUUGAUGCUUGUUAAAUUAUUAUGAUCAGUAUCUGAACAGAUGAAAAGCCUCUUACUGUAUCAUGGCGGACAAACUAUUUUUCUGGUAUACCUUGGACUAUGCUUCUAGGCUGGUUCAGAAAAGUAUUCACAAUGCUUUUAAUGAAGUUAUUGGGAAUUAAAGGACAACCGACUUUGCUUUACAAGAAUUAUCCUUUUGCUCAGAGCUCAUUUUCAGACUGAUUUCACCCCUCAGAGGUGAAUGUUUGCUACUAUGGCAUGAAAGCACUAUCUCAGAGAACCCUGUCUUCUGGCAAGGACUACAAAACGUCAUCUAAGGACUACUAUAUUCAGACUCCUGCACUUUAUUUCCCUAAUCAGAUUCCCUUUGUCCUCCCUCUCGUUCCUCCCUUCCCCCUCUUUCUUUCUAAAAUGGACGAUUUGCCCAGAGGCAUUAUAACGAACAAGGGAUUAAAAAAAAAAAGACGCUAUUUCACCCCCUCCUCCCCAUCCUUUUAUCUCUCCAUCCAUCUUUCCAUCCAGUUCUAUUUAUGGAAAGUAUUUCACACUUCCUUAAAGACUUCCACCUCCUUUCGUUCCUUUCGUCCCUUCUCCCAUAUUGUUGUCAUAAUGUUUUUCCUCAAAGGUCAGCAAUAUGCAAUGGAAGUUGUCUCACCAUAACAUUAACAUUCUGUCACCGCUAAAGAGUCCUUCUGUUAUAAACUUAGUAAUCAUCGCUUAUUCAAGAGGAAUCUGUUUGAUUGGCACGGUUUCUCAGUGCAUUCACAAAAAGGGUUAGUUUGUUUGCUUUACUUGGCGUUUUCAUAAAUAUCCUUAUUCACACCCUGAAAUAUUUACGUACAUUUUAUGGUUAGCAGAGUAGGACAUUUGUGUCUUCAGUAAAAUUAUCUCAAAAAGCUUUCAUUGCAUAUUGCUCCCCUACAGUAGAACUAUUGUUCCCCCUCGAUUUUUAAUUGGCUGGAUAUAAACCUAUAUUAAAUAGUGUGUUAUCUUAUACCUGGGUUAUGAUGCUGAUAAAUAUUAUUAUAUUAGUCUCUAAUAUGGUGUGUUGGCCCAGCGAUCCCCCCCAAAUGUUUUCUGACGUAACUGUUCAUAACUGUUCAUGGUUUUCUGUAUCAAUCCAUGAUGUAUGUCUUUUGUUGUGUAAAUUACUUUUAUGUUUUUGGUUUUAAUAUCUCUGUAAUGUUUGUUUAUUUGUCGUGUUCAUUUAUUUGAGUUCAGUAGUUGGUAAAGUUUCUGCAAGAGGCAUAGAAAGAGUUUGGCCAUUGAGAGUGAAGUAUCCAUACCGCUGCCUCGUCUCUGAAAUGUAUCAGGGUGAAGUCAUUUAGCAUACAGUCACGUAGGCCACAGGUAAUCUUAUGGUUUUAAUAUGACUUUUUUCAUGUAGUGCUAUAUGACCAACUUUGUCUCAGACAAAUAACUUUUCAUUAUGCAACUUAUUUUAAAUAACAAACAGGAUUAGUAAUUGUGGAGAAACAUGCUGGCAGAUUUACCAGAUGUUCGGUUCCAACACUUGUUAAUUGGUUAUUUUUAUAAUAUCCAAACAUCUAUUGUUAGGUUGUUAAGAUGUAUCAACUAAACAAAGUGGAAAAUUGUUAUGGUCCUUGUUAUAUUAUUAAAAUGUUAAGACUAAUGCCUUGUAUGAGAUAGGACAUCAGAUCAGAAAAACACACUCUUAUCCAGCACCCUGACCUCCCCACCCCCUUACAUUUUGCUGAAUAUAACACCAUUUCUUGCAUCAGCAAUGAGAACCUAGAAUAGUCGCAUAUAAAAAAUAUUUGUUGGAGACUGAGCUGGUCUUAAGUCAAAAUGCACGAAAACCUAGAGAAUUAUUUGAUCCUGCAUUGCAAAUUAAGUCUGAACACACUUUAGCAACAAUGGACACCUUGAUGAUGUAAAAAGACUGAUAAUUGGCAUAUUCAGGAAAAUGUAGUGAAAUGAUAUUUUAAAAGGGAUUUAAAUGACAAGUGUAAAUAUAGCCAUGAAUUUAACAGGGACUCUGGGGCAGUAACUGAAAAAUAAAGCAAUGGCUAAACUCGGUCUAUGAAUCUAGAAACGUUGUCCUCUCACCUCCUGGUCUGCAGGUCUUGUGUUGUUGGUAGCUAAGUAUCUUAGCUAGCUGAAACCUGUUCCUAUAGCCUGUGUGUGUAAAGAAUAAUAAAUUAUAGUUUGUUACGUAAAACUGCAGCAGCCAUGAUGACUGAGGGCUUCAAAGACUAAACUGCCCGGAAAUGUAUGGCGUGUUGUGUUCUUAUGACGAUUGUGAUUAUGACAAUGAUGAUGAAGCAUUUCCUGGUCAAUAUGCAUUGAUUUAAAUAAAAACAUAUCACACUUAUGUCAAAUUUA